CCUGGCGGAAGUGGCGCGGACACAGCCGGAAGUGGCGAGUGAGCUGUUUCGUUCAAAGGAUGGACGAGGAGAGCUUAGAAGCCCGUAUUAACCGGGCCACAAACCCUCUAAACAAGGAACAAGACUGGGAAGAUGUUCAGGCUUUCUGUGAUCAGUUGAAUCGAGAGCUUGAAGGGCCCCAGCUUGCAACCAGGCUUUUAGCCCACAAGAUACAAUCUCCACAGGAAUGGGAGGCCAUGCAAGCUUUGACGGUCCUAGAGGCAUGCAUGAAAAACUGUGGCAAGCGUUUUCACAGCGAGGUUGGAAAAUUCCGGUUUCUGAAUGAGCUGAUAAAAGUCGUUUCUCCAAAGUAUCUAGGCACUCGUUCUCCAGAAAAGGUAAAGCUGAAGAUUCUGGAACUGUUGUACAGCUGGACCCUAGGACUUCCAGAUGAAGUAAAGAUAUCGGAGGCAUAUCAGAUGCUAAAGAAACAAGGUAUAUUGAAAGAAGAUCCCAAGCUACCAACUGAUGCAAUGAUCCCCCCUCCCCCUCCUAGACCUAAGAAUGCCAUAUUUGAUGAUGAUGAUAAGUCUAAGAUGUUAGCCCGACUACUGAAAAGUUCCCACCCAGAAGAUCUGCGAGCUGCUAAUAAAUUGAUUAAGGAAAUGGUCCAAGAGGAUCAGAAACGUAUGGAAAAAAUCUCUAAAAGAGUUAACGCUAUCGAGGAAGUGAACAACAAUGUGAAGCUACUGAGUGACAUGCUGAGCACGUAUAAAUCAGGGCAAACAUCGGAGGGGAGCGAGGACUUAAUGAAGGAGCUGUAUCAGCGUUGUGAAAAAAUGAGGCCCACACUAUUCCGUCUGGCCAGUGACACAGAAGACAACGAUGAGGCCUUGGCGGAAAUCUUGCAAGCUAAUGACAGUUUGACACAGGUGAUCAAUACGUACAGGGAGCUGGUGAAAGGAGAGGAGAUCAAUGGUGAUACUGCAUCCAACAGCAUGCCAGCCAGCUCCUCUGCAUUGCUGGAUCUUUCAGGAUUGGACAUGGCCUUUGCUGGUGCUCCUUCAUAUCCUUCUGUUCCAGCCAUGCCCUUGCAGCCUUCUUCUGGUCCCCCUUUACAGCAUACCGCAUCCACGUCCAUAUCAUUACUUGAUGAUGAGCUCAUGUCCCUUGGUUUAAAUGAUCCUGCUCCCUCCACACAACCUUUAGAGUCAUCCACAUGGACUAUUUUCCAGUCUUCAGAAAGUACGAAUCCUGCUUUAAAUGAAAAAGGAGCUUCCUCGCUUCCACAACAGUGCCCACAGGGUAGUAAAGCCCUGGAGGAUUUAGAUCUACUAGGAAAAACUCUUCUACAACAGUCCUUGCCGCCCAGUGGUCCCCAAGUACGAUGGGAAAAACCCCAGCAUAAACCAACUCUGCGAGAUCUUCAGUGUAAAACUGUUCCUGUCGCACAGCCUGCAGCUGUACUUGGGACCCUUCAGCCACUUGGUGGAGAGCAGCUUGCACAUUCCCCUGUGAAGACAGAAAUUUCUCUGGCAAAUGUCCAUGUGCCUCUGGAUUCCAUUAAACCCAGUAGUAUACUCCCAGUAACCGUAUAUGAUCAGCAGAGUUUUCGGGUACUUUUUCACUUUGCUCAGGAUCCCCCUGCGGGGAGGCCGGACAUCCUUGUGGUUGUGAUUUCCAUGUUAAGUACAGCCCCGCUCCCUGUCACUGGAAUCAGCUUCCAGGCUGCUGUGCCUAAGACCAUGAAGGUGAAGUUGCAACCAGCAUCUGGGAAUGAGCUCCCUCCAUUCAAUCCCAUACUGCCUCCAUCUGCGGUCACUCAGGUGCUGCUGCUGGCUAAUCCCACCAAGGAGAAGGUGCGUCUACGAUACAAACUGACCUACACCCAGGGGGAGCAAGCCUUUGAUGAGAUGGGAGACAUAGAAGACUUCCCACCAGUUGAGAAGUGGGGGAACCUCUAGAGCAUGACCAAGAAAAACCGAUGGCAAGCGGUGCAGAAACUUUACUGGCAUAAAGUGACUGCGCCUCCUCACUUUACUUGGAAGAUCCACUCCCAUAGGUGGCGUCCAGCAAAUGUAGUGCAGAAAUGACUAUGAUGGGCACACCUUGAACUGCAGUAGAUACAUCAUCAUGAAUUAAUGUGGCUGCUCUUUAGUGAGAUUCUUUUAUGUUUAUCCAGAACUGUCUUACUUUCUGCUGUUAAUGGAUACCCCUGGGGGUACAUGAAUUGCCACCAGGUACCAGAGUAAUUGGUAGGUUACUCUAAGGAAAGAAAAUCCACUUUUUAACAGUUGCCCCAUACUUUUUAUAUGAGGCUUUUGCUCUACCCAUCCUUUCUAGUUAUAUUUUGAAAUGGUCUAGUACCUCCAGUGGGGCCUUUCCUGAAACCUGUCCUUUUACCUCAGAAGAAAUACUCACCAAAUAUUGUCGGUAGUACAAAAAGCUUCCUCUUGCAUAAGACUUAACUUGUUUUCACUUCCUGCUUGUUUUCUCCUUUCUUUCUCUGCACAUAAACAUGAUUUCUCAGUCUC
Spea bombifrons (plains spadefoot toad) is the source of this 2513-nucleotide messenger RNA. It is a transcript of the gene GGA1, whose product is annotated as golgi associated, gamma adaptin ear containing, ARF binding protein 1. Gene Ontology annotation, cellular component: trans-Golgi network. Gene Ontology annotation, molecular function: phosphatidylinositol binding; small GTPase binding; ubiquitin binding. Bases 60 to 1943 code for a protein of 627 amino acids. Gene Ontology annotation, biological process: intracellular protein transport; vesicle-mediated transport. NCBI's taxonomy places the organism in Eukaryota, Metazoa, Chordata, Amphibia, Anura, Pelobatidae. The record is from RefSeq and is a predicted model, not a curated record. The transcript has 17 exons.